Messenger RNA from Penicillium arizonense, 717 nucleotides. RefSeq names its product oxygenase MpaB family protein. Gene Ontology annotation, molecular function: oxidoreductase activity. The coding region runs from base 1 to 717 and encodes 238 amino acids. The record is from RefSeq and is a predicted model, not a curated record. Lineage: Eukaryota; Fungi; Ascomycota; Eurotiomycetes; Eurotiales; Aspergillaceae. The transcript has 2 exons.
AUGAUGAACCAAAAGCGCGAGAUCAAAGACCAGAGUACCGCAGCAGGUGACAAUCUUGAAGAUCCUUUUCCCUUCAAUGAGACCAUCCGAAUGGAAAGUGACAUCUGCGGUGGGGCAGACCCUCUACUCCUCGACGCAUUAGAAAACCCACAGAAUAUUCGCCGUGUUGUACAGGAAGGCAUUAUUUUGGCAGGUGGCGCAGUUGCAAUAUUGCUACAGGUGGCUGCACCUGGGGUCGCGAGAGGCGUGGACGAGCAUAGUAAUUUCGCCUACCGCCCUGUCGAUCGACUGCGAACCACGAUGACAUACAUUUACUGUAUGGCCUUUGGUACCCGGGAAGAGAAGAGGAUUGUGGUAAAGAUGGUCCAUAUGGCACACGCGUCAGUAAACGGGCCCGGAUACUCUGCCGAUGAUCCCACGCUCCAGCUGUGGGUUGCGGCCACCCUUUACGCUGUCGGGACUGGUCUGUACCAGCGGAUCUUCGGAAACAUGGACGAGGAGACUGCUGAGGCACUAUAUCGCGAGUAUGCAAUCCUAGCCGUCUCUCUUAGGGUUCGGCCCGAAAUGUGGCCGGCGAAUCGCAAAGCCUUUUGGAAGUAUUGGGACCACCAAAUAGCGACCCUGAAGAUCACGGAAUAUGCCGAGAGAGUUGCCAAGGAUUUACUUUACAACACAAAGGCACCACUGCGAGUUCGAGCUGUCCUACCUCUCGUCUAG